Molecule: messenger RNA, 288 nt
Organism: Acaulospora morrowiae
Lineage: Eukaryota; Fungi; Glomeromycota; Glomeromycetes; Diversisporales; Acaulosporaceae
Source: the annotation of a GenBank genome assembly
AUGGAGCUUUUGGUUGGGGAGGAGUUCCUUUUCCAUUUGACUCCCUUUACUUCAGAUGUGUUAGCAGUUGCUGAUCUUGGAAUUCAUAUCUGUGAGUAUAAUAAGGCUAGUAUUUUGUUUGCCAUCUUGGCAUGGCUGGCGAUGGAUAAUUCAAUCAAAGAUGUGACUCUAAGUCUUCACUGCUGUAAGGCACCUAGGGUAGAGGCUAUUAGUAUAAGUGCUCGGGCUAAUAGUGAAGAGGUGUUUGCUUUAUCUUUGUUGGUUAGCAACUUGUUUGCCAUAGACAGG